AAUGUGGACAACCCCUGCCUUCUCCAAUUGGGUCGAAUGAGCUGUCCAUCUAAAGGUUAGAGUGCACCCUCCAUUUUGAAAUCCAGAGAGCCGCUGUGUUUACUUUCUAACAGAAGUUACGACGGAAAAAAAGUCAAAGUUGGCACUUAGCUGCUGGCUACUCUGAGAUUACGCAUCAGCUGGCUGUGGCUAUUCUUUGAUGAAAUAGUGUGCUAUGGAGUGAUUAUGUUACUGGAUUCGAUCGUCUGGACCUUUAUCAAUGUACCAACACCGUUUUUGUUGGAAUGUUAUCGAUCUGUGGAUUAAUAUCAUGCUUCUUAGAUCAACCACGAUGUCAUUGUACUCAUGGAUGAUGCAGAACAAUAGAUCCCUUCAAUUUCCUUUUCACAACAAUGCCUGCAGUGUCUGAUUUGGAGGACCUAAUCAAAUUGUACUUCAGACUUUCUUUCAGUAACAAGGAAAUACUUAGCACAUUACAACCAGACAGUGAUAAGUGUCAGAACUUUAAAGAGAGUUUGUAGAAGACUUGGUCUGUUCAGGAGGAAGAACCAGUCUGACAUGGAAGAAGUGCUGGCUUUUGUCCAACAUGAGGUUAUGACCAAUGGACAGAUGCAAGGUUAUCGCUGGCUACAUCUUCGAGCAGUUCAGCGAGGAUUUGUUGUGUCACAAGACACAAUAAGACGAAUCAUCAAACUGGUUGAUCCACAAGGUGUAGAAUUGAGAAGAGCACGGCCCUUGAGAAGACGUCUGUACAGCUGCAGAGGCCCAAAUGCACUUUGGCACAUGGACGGCUAUGACAAGCUAAAACCCUAUGGCAUUGCCAUCAAUGGCUGCAUAGAUGGUUUCAGCCGCUAUGUUUUAUGGAUGGAGGCCUUUACCACAAACAGUGAUCCCAAAGUAGUUGCAAGUUACUUUACCAGAAUGGUGUCAAGCAUAGGUGGAUGUCCAGAGAGGAUUCGUGCAGACAGGGGAACAGAAAAUGUUUGUGUUGAAGAAAUGCAAAUGUUUUUGCGGAGAAACCAUCCAGACAGUUUUGCAGGAGAGAAGAGUUUCCUUUAUGGAAGAAGCACAGCAAACCAGCGCAUUGAAGGAUGGUGGAGUACCCUUCGCAAACAGAGUGCGCAUUUCUGGAUGAACUUAUUUCAAACUUUCCAGGAUGAUGGUCAUUUCACAGGAGACUUUUUGGACAAAAGUCUAAUCCAGUUCUGUUUCAUGAAUCUUGUUCAGGAUGAACUUGACGAAGUUGUCAGCACCUGGAAUUCACACAAAAUCAGACCAAGAUCAAGUGGUGACAUGGCAUCGGGUUGGCCAGUUGUGAUGUAUUCAUUCCCAGAGCUGCACAGUGCUGAGGAUAGACUCAAACCUGUUUCCAUGGAGGAGGUCACUGUGUGUAUGGAAGAGUGCACUCCCAAGGGCGAGUUUCCUUGUGAUGAAACCGUUUUUGAACUGUGUUGUCUCCUGAUGGAGGAGAAUGGGAGGAUCGGUGUCACGGCUGCCACACUCCGAUGCCUUGCUGAAACCGGUGCCGUCCCCCACCACCUCCAGGAAGCUCCCCACUGCGUAAAAACGCAGCGCGGCCAGGAGCUGCACCUCCGGGCUGAGGGCAAAAUUGCAGCGGGUUUCCCUCUGGAUGUGUGGUGA
This is a messenger RNA of Pleuronectes platessa (European plaice), 1641 nucleotides long. RefSeq lists its product as uncharacterized. NCBI's taxonomy places the organism in Eukaryota, Metazoa, Chordata, Actinopteri, Pleuronectiformes, Pleuronectidae. Gene Ontology annotation, molecular function: nucleic acid binding. The transcript has 4 exons. Bases 559 to 1641 code for a protein of 360 amino acids. The record is from RefSeq and is a predicted model, not a curated record.